AUGACCAAUCUCCCUAACUAUCCAAACGAAUAUCAGGCGCAAGGUCUCCAAAGAGCGGAGGACCUUCGAAUACAGUUCCCUCGAAAAAGGCAGAAACCCACGCAUUCAUUCCUCUCCAGCUUGAGCCAGUGUUAUCUAAACCCACCAGAGAACCAGCGACACUAUCGCCCACACAUUCUCCUCGCCUCCCAAGUUACGAAACCGGAUUGCUUUCAUUGCUUUCUUCGUCUCCCGCGGGAAUUGCGUGACCUUGUUUACUUUCAUGUCCUUUGCCCACCAACAAACAAAGAGCUUAUCGUGAAGACUACAACGGAAAGCGUAUCUUAUAGACGGAUCUGGGCAAAUGAGAUUCCGCUAGCUCCCCUGGGCUACGGAAAUCCAGAUUCAUGGUCUGGCAGGGAGGAAAUGACCACCUUGCUCAGGGUCAGCCGUCAAGUCUAUAGGGAAGCUUCUGAAGUUCUGUUUUCCGAUUUCCGAUUUUCCAUUCACGCUAGGGUCCUCCAGAUACCUAGAUGUAACUUCAUACAGAAGUUGCGAGAAACGGUGUCAAGCAAAAUUCAUAAACUAGGACUAAAAUUGGAGGUGUUCUGGAAUUCCCAAGGUGUUCCAGUUUUGGAUCUCUACUCUUACGACAGCCUGAGCAUAUUUCCCGCAGUACGAAGUGUCGACUUCCAUUUUACAUUCAACAGCAACGAGUCCAAAUUCUUCAAGGGCUAUGGCCCUCUAUGGUCGAUCGAGCGCAUGGAGCCCAUGUUUGAGAUGUUUCGACAUGUUCAAAUGUCGUUCAGCUGGUCGUCUGACCGAUCAAUCCAGCCCAAGCGCAUUAAAAAAGCAUGUAGGACCAUUCAAUCAAUGAUCAAUAAAUUGGGUAGGCUGGAGAGAAUCCUUUUUCUGUUGGAAUCUCCGAAAUAA
Molecule: messenger RNA, 912 nt
Organism: Histoplasma capsulatum G186AR
Lineage: Eukaryota; Fungi; Ascomycota; Eurotiomycetes; Onygenales; Ajellomycetaceae
Exons: 1
Coding region: 1-912 (303 amino acids)
Source: RefSeq, a predicted model, not a curated record